Molecule: messenger RNA, 906 nt
Organism: Ctenocephalides felis (cat flea)
Lineage: Eukaryota; Metazoa; Arthropoda; Insecta; Siphonaptera; Pulicidae
Gene: Prosalpha5
Product: proteasome subunit alpha type-5
Exons: 5
Coding region: 118-846 (242 amino acids)
Biological process (GO): proteasome-mediated ubiquitin-dependent protein catabolic process
Cellular component (GO): proteasome core complex, alpha-subunit complex; proteasome core complex; nucleus
Source: RefSeq, a predicted model, not a curated record
CUCUUUCGAAGACAUGUUUUCAUUCGUCAUUUGACAAAGUAAAGCAAGUCAUUUAAACAUAGAAAUAGCUAUAGCGGCUAAAGCAAAGUUCUAAAUUCAAUUAUACAAUAAUACGAGAUGUUUCUAACUCGAUCUGAAUAUGACAGAGGAGUAAAUACUUUCUCUCCAGAAGGUAGAUUGUUUCAAGUCGAAUAUGCAAUAGAGGCAAUUAAAUUAGGCUCUACAGCCAUCGGUAUCUCAACUUCGGAAGGGGUAGUAUUAGCCGUGGAAAAGAGGAUAACAUCUCCUUUGAUAGUCCCAAGUAGCAUCGAAAAAAUUGUGGAGAUUGAUAGCCAUAUCGGAUGUGUAUUUUCUGGACUAGUUGCUGACUCUAGAAUGUUAAUUGAUAGAGCUCGUCUAGAAUGCCAAAACCAUUGGUUUGUUUACAAUGAACGCAUGACUGUGGAGUCUUGUGCACAAGCUGUUUCAAAUUUAGCAAUACAGUUCGGAGAUAGUGAUGAAGAUGGACCAGCCAUGAGCAGACCAUUUGGUGUCGCUCUAUUAUUUGCUGGUGUGGAUGAAUAUGGGCCACAACUGUUUCAUUUAGAUCCAUCAGGAACAUUUGUUCAAUUUGAUGCAAAAGCAAUUGGUUCUGGAAGUGAAGGUGCCCAGCAAAGUUUACAGGAAACUUACCACAAAGAAAUGAAAGUUGAAGAAGCAAUUGUUACAGCUCUUACAAUUUUGAAACAAGUUAUGGAAGAAAAAAUGAAUUCAACAAACGUUGAAUUAAUGGUUCUAACACCAUCGAAGAAGUUUACGAUGUACACUAAAGAGCAAGUUGAAGAAGUUAUUAAAAAUUUGAAUUAAGUAUGGUUUUAAUUUAAAUACAUUUCAAAGACAUCUACAGCUGUUGAGGAUUUUUAAUUA